Phymastichus coffea is the source of this 2124-nucleotide messenger RNA. Its product is annotated as 5-phosphohydroxy-L-lysine phospho-lyase. Gene Ontology annotation, cellular component: mitochondrion. The record is from RefSeq and is a predicted model, not a curated record. Lineage: Eukaryota; Metazoa; Arthropoda; Insecta; Hymenoptera; Eulophidae. The transcript has 9 exons. Bases 234 to 1694 code for a protein of 486 amino acids. Gene Ontology annotation, molecular function: pyridoxal phosphate binding; transaminase activity.
GGAGUAGGUCGCCACGCACUCAGCUGACGAGCGAGGGGUCAGAGCACACAGCCGCCCGAUUCAGCAGCGCUCGUCCCGCAGACUCGGCACUAUUCCCAGCCGCGCACGCACGCCGCACACUUCGACGACCGUCCUGCCAGCUUGGCGCGCACUUUUCCGACGACCAGCCGCUGCAGCUGCGCCGCACGCAUCUCGCUCCGAUCUCCUCGUAUAUCGAACGGCAUUAAUCGAAAAUGGCGGAUUCCUUGGAACACAUGCCCAAGCAGGAGACCAUCAGGCUCCGCGAGCAGUUAAUCGGGGAGUCGUGCACGCUCUUCUACAAGUCAAACCCAUUGAAGAUCGUGAGGGGCAGGGCGCAGUACAUGUACGACGAGAAGGGCGAAGAGUACCUCGACUGCAUCAACAACGUUGCGCACGUUGGCCACUGUCAUCCGACCGUGGUGAAAGCCGGCCAAGAUCAGAUGGCCACGUUGUCGACCAACAUGCGUUUCUUGCAUGACAACAUCGUGAUCUCCGCGCGUCGACUCACCUCGUCGUUGCCGGAAAAGCUGUCGGUGUGCUUCUUCGUCAACUCGGGUAGCGAGGCCAACGAUCUCGCUUUGCGCCUCGCUCACACGCACACCGGCAACAAGGACGUCGUCUGCAUCGACCACGCUUAUCACGGACACUUGACCUCGAUGAUUGAUAUAUCUCCCUACAAGUUCAAGCACAUGGAAAGUGGAAAGAAGGAGCACGUGCACGUUGCUCCGUGUCCGGAUAUCUACCGUGGCAUAUACCGUGAUGAUGUGUAUGCCAAUGAAGAUCUUGGUGUGAAAUAUGCUGAUGACGUGAAAAAGAUUUGCGACGAAGUAACGGCCAAAGGCCGAGGCGUCAGCGCUUUCAUCGCCGAGAGUCUCAUGUCUGUGGGUGGACAGAUUUUACCUCCUGACAACUACUUCAAGAACGUCUACAAGCAUAUUCGUGAAGCUGGUGGCAUUUGCAUUGCCGAUGAAGUCCAAGUCGGUUUUGGCCGUGUCGGCAGCCACAUGUGGGCUUUCCAAUUGUACGGCGAAGAACUUGUCCCAGACAUCGUGACCGUCGGUAAACCAAUGGGCAACGGACACCCUGUUGCUGCGGUUAUUACCACUCCAGAAAUUGCGCGCAGCUUCCGCGACACUGGAAUAGAGUAUUUCAAUACGUAUGGCGGUAAUCCUGUGUCUUGCGCCGUGGCAAAUGCCGUCAUGGAAGUAAUCGAACGUGAGAACCUCCUAGAAAACGCAUUGAAAGUGGGCAACCAUUUGAUGUCUGAGUUAGAGAAGUUGGCUAAACGACGACCGAUCAUUGGUGACAUUCGAGGCGUCGGUCUUUUCAUCGGCAUCGAGUUGGUCCUCGAUCGUAAACUUCGCACUCCAGCCAUUGCUGAGGCUAAAUACGUAGUUUACAGAAUGAAGGAGGAAAAAAUUAUCGUGAGCAGUGAAGGGCCGGACUACAACAUACUCAAGCUUAAACCUCCCAUGGUUUUCAGCAUUGACAACGCUAAUCACUUUGUUGCUAAGCUUGAUGACAUUCUACAAGAGGUUGAAACGAGAGAAGAAGUGCAGCCCCAGACCCGGACAACGGCAAUCAUCAAAGCUGUCAUUACACCACUGCAAAUGGACAUGGAACAAAAUACUGUUACAGCUAAUGUUAAUUCGGUUCUCCUUAAAUCGAAUUAAUUUAUUAGAAAUCAUAAUUAAUUUUAAGUACAAUGAGGAAUCGAUUGACUUUUUUGAGUAUUAUGUUUGUAAAAUAUUAUUUCAGUAUAAUGAGCGACCAUGGGAACAACUGAAACAUUUGUACAUAAAUAAUGUAAAUAGAAAUGAAAUUUAGUAAUAAGUGAAUCUAUUAAUUUGUUCAUUGUUUCUAUAAUUAUCUGUUAUAGUAAGUGUUAAAUUAAGUUAAAUAAUAUUGCAUAAUGUAUAAGAUUUAUGUUAAAUAAUGUUGUGUCCGUAGAAUUAUGUAUUUUAUUCUAGAUUUUAUUCCAUUAGAAUUAAUUUUUGUAAUAUGUUAUGAUUUUGACUGAUUCAAGAGAUACUGAAAUAAAAUAUCUAUAUUCUACUUUCCUAAUGUAAAAACACACUUUUUAAAUAAAUAUAUCAACUGUAA